This is a messenger RNA of Nylanderia fulva, 2050 nucleotides long. RefSeq lists its product as uncharacterized. The record is from RefSeq and is a predicted model, not a curated record. NCBI's taxonomy places the organism in Eukaryota, Metazoa, Arthropoda, Insecta, Hymenoptera, Formicidae.
GACGGUGGUACCUUGGGGGGAAACAUCCAGUAAAGUCUGGACUUUAACCAGAUCGUGAGAGACCUGGUAGACAUGAGAAUUUUGUUUCUCACGUUAUUAGCGGGGCUGUUGGCCUUGGCCGUGUGCGAGAAGGAGAAGCAUAUCACGUCUAAGAAGAUUGCGUCAAGCGAGAAUGCCGAAGGCCAGGAGAAGAAACAGGAUAAGCGCGGCUUGAGUCAUAUCGAGGGAGAUUUUGGGGGACACGACGAGGGCGGUUACGGUGGCGGCGAUUAUGGCGGAGGCGGUUUCGACGGUGGCCACGAUUUUGGCGGAGACAUCGGCGGUGGUGACAUCGGCGGUCACGACCUUGGUGGAUACGGCGGCGGCGGCGGCGGCGGCGGCGACCACGGUGGUUACGGCGGCGGUGGUUACGGCGGCGGCGGUGGUUACGGCGGCGGUGGCGGCGGCGGCGACGACGGCGGCAAGAUCAAACAGAUCACGAUCGUGAAGACCGAAAAGGUACCCUAUCCGGUCGAGAAGAAGGUUCACUACCCGGUAGAGAAGGAGGUACCGUAUCCCGUGAAAGUACCAGUACCGCAACCGUAUCCGAUCGAGAAGAAGAUACCGGUACCGGUAAAGGUAUUCGUGAAGGUGCCGAUUCACAUACCGCAACCGUAUCCUGUCGAGAAGAAGGUGCCCUAUCCGGUACACAUACCGGUAGAGAGACCAGUGCCCUACAAAGUAUACGUGCCCCAGCCGUAUCCAGUGGAGAAGAAGAUACCGUAUCCGGUGAAGGUACCAGUGCCUCAACCGUUCCCCGUGGAAAAGCCCGUGCCGUACACCGUCAAGGUUCCGGUACACGUGCCGCAACCCUUCCCCGUGGAAAAACCGGUACCGUACCCGGUGACAGUGCCCGUCGAACGACCUUAUCCAGUACACGUAGUUAAACCGUAUCCGGUCCCCGUCGAGAAACCCGUGCCCGUUCCGGUAGAAAAGAAGGUACCCUAUCCGGUCAAAGUGCCCGUGGAGCGACCGGUGGCCGUACCCGUAGAGAAACCCGUGCCCGUUCACGUUAAGGUACCGGUACCGGCGCCGUAUCCGGUGGAGAAACCGGUGCCUUACCCGGUCGAGAAGCCUGUGCCCUACGCCGUAAAAGUGCCUUACGAUCGACCCGUGCCGGUUCACGUAACGAAGCCGGUAGCUGUGACGGUACCCAAAGCGGUACCGUAUCCCGUCAAAGUGCCGGUGGCGGUACCAGUGCACGACCACCACGGGGGUGAUUACGAGUCCAGCUUCGGGGGACACUCGGGAUAUUAAUAUUUAAAAAAGCAUGACGGUGGAGGAUUUUUCGUUUCACGGAGAAAAAAAUUUAUACGCUCGAAAGAGGAAAAGAAAUACGAUAUAAAUAUAUAGCUGCCGCGCUAAAGAGAAUCUGUUAACUCGACUGAUCAACAUUGCGAUCGAAAUGUAUAUAUAGUGUAUAUAUUCGGAAAUUAGAUCACAUUAGUGAGUUAACGCGUAAAGAAAAAAGAAAAAAAAGAAAAUUCUCCACUGCAUUGCACGAGCGGACGUAUUGGCAUCUAUAUGUAUUACGGAACACAUCUCGAUAAUAUUUUUUCUGUCAACAUUUGUCAACGCAUUCGCACUCGACGAGAAAAUAAUGUAGAGGAACAGUGUGAUUCGUAAAACGCGUUUGACGGCUGAUUUUCCAUUCACUCGGGAGAAGUUAACGAAGCGUUUUCUUUGCAAAUGCGAGUCCGCGAGCGAAGGAAACGCGGACGUAUUUAUUUUAUUAACUUAACAGAGUGUCGUCCUCUUUCUCGACGCGGAGAGAGAAAGAAAAAUGAGUUUGCAGAACAGCCGUCUUUUGUGUGAAAAAUGAUUUUUUUUCAGGUGCCACGAGUCCGCGUAGACAGCGCUCUAACGAUUUCCUUAGAUAUUAUACAUAUAUUAUCGACUCUUACAUAUCUGUGAACACACGUUCUAUUGUGUGUUUCUUUCGUAAUGUGUAACAUAUGUCUUUUAUAAUAUUGUACGAUGUCUUUCGCUUCUUUUUAAUAAAAAAAAACCA